GUGCAUACACCUCCUGUGAGCUUACCAGAUCGACGGCGAGCUCAACGAGCGGACAGUUACCUUUCCGUUCUGAGACCGCGAGGAUCUACCUCUUUCCAUAGUGCCGAGUUCGACUGUGAUCAUUAUCUCUGGGUAGCUCGAGAACGAGCCGCCCGAAGAUGACACCGAUACCAUUUGCAUACGCCAUUCUCGCUGCAUUCUUGUGCGAGGUGCAGGCGAUCUCGUCGUCCUGGCGACCGAUCGUGUCGGGCCACGCCGACGGCGCAGGUAUACUGCAUCAGGAGGCAUCGAUUUUCGGAAAUGCGCCUACGCAGACGCUCUACGACGUGGACAGUCCUCAUCAUCUGCUGGCGCACGACGACCAUGAGACAUGCUCUCUCUAUAAAGUCGCCAUGACCCAGCAGCUGUACUUCGAGUACAUCCAUUACAAGGUAGACCUGCCGGACAUGAAGGAGUUCACGCUAUGCAUGUGGACGAAAUUUCACAAUCACUCCAACGACCAUCCCCUGUUCUCUUACGCAGUCGGCGACCAACCGCGGGGGAUACUGUCGUGGGUCGCGAACACACCAAGGAGUUCGUACUACAUGCUCAACGUCAACGGUCACACCUUGUACAGAUUGAAUUAUCCGCUGAGACUUAACAAGUGGUACCACUCCUGCCAGAGCUGGAAUGGUCGCACCGGGGAAUGGCAGAUUUGGAUCAACGACGAGCGUGUAGGUCGCGGGUUCAACAACAGGUUAGUCGGGCACGUUAUCAAAGGCGGCGGAAUCGCCAUUUCAGGGCAGCAACAACGACAACUGGGUGGCGGUUUCUUGGAGGGCGAAGACGCGCCACCGGGUUCCGGUGGCUAUUUAGGAGAACUGACGAUGGUGCAGCUCUACGACGUUGCCCUGACCGCGGGCAAGGCGCACAAAGAUCACAAGCACCAUCACGCCCAUCAUUACGAACACGACACGAGUAAUAACACGCCGAGGACUACCACGCGAACGCCUGUAACCGGACCUCCCUUGCCACCGCAUCCCUUCCUCACCGGAGGGCAGAUCAAUACACAAGUGAAGAUCAAUCCGGGGGCGGGGAUUCAGAUCGUACAAAACGGCCUGACCAUUCGUCAUCCGGCAUUACCGCCGGUCCCGGAGUCACCCCCGCAGCCGCUGCCGCCCUUGAAUCUCGACGUUUUCACGACGCCCUUCCCCGCGCUGCCAACGCAAUUCGGUAAUCCGACGCAGCAACGGUUGCCGGUUGCCCCUGGACCGUCGUCGAUCUUCGCGGACGGACCUUAUCAUAAUCUCUUCAAAAGAGAGAGGAGCGAGUCGAGGAAACGGGACAUUAAGAACGAGACGGCGGUGUCGGGUCUGACCGAGCCCGAGAAAUCCGUCGCGAAGAGAGACACCGAGAAAACUUCGAGAGAAGUUGCUGGUCCCGACGACAAGGUGUCCUUCGUGGCAAAAACGGCGGACGCGAACGACAAGAAGCUAGGAAAACGCGAGACCGAGAAGAAGAAGAGAGGGCUGCUGCAAUUAGGCGACGGAUCGAUUCUUGACGACGGAUACUCCAGUCCGCAAGGUUUGGACGACGACUAUUUCACGGGAUUGACCGGCUUCGGGCUCGCGAAGGGGCUAAACGAAGAGGAGUAUCCUCGGGAGCCCGCCGAGGCUGAGGUCAGACAAGUGAUGGACGUCUGCGACGGAUGCGCCGCGGAACCGUUCGCGAAGGCGCUGGUCAUAGACUGGAGAUCGGCGCCCAAGAAGCUCUACUCCGGCGCGCUGUACCUGCCGGCUAUACCGGCGUGCAAAGCGUUUUAAACCACCGACGAGAUAACGCGGCGAAUCGCGCGCGAAGCGAUUGCAUUCCGGGACGUCGCGUGAAUUUUUCGCGGAAUUUAUCGAGCGUCCGCCCGGAAAGAUCCGCCGAGUAACGAUGCGAACUCUCGAUAAGGGUCUACGAAAGAUCGACGAUCUCCCGAGAACGAAACGUUCCCAGGUAUCCCAAGCCAUGUCUUAGAUCGCUGAGUAUCUUUAGUUGUUACGGACGAAGAUGUCUGUCACUCGCCGUGCCGAGCCAGGCGCCCUUCCGAUUUCUUUGGUCUUUGUUACUCAUUGAUUCUUUGCUUCUCGUGCCUCGACGAUGUAAUCGAACACUCUUUUAUUUGUCGUAUCUUCGCGAACGUUACGAGCAUUCGGAGACACGAGCGAUAUUGCCAUGAAAAAAGAAAAACGUGCGCUUGACGAGACAUCUUGCCGAUCAUAUUUAUUUGCAAUCCCCGUUCGAUUAACUGUACGACUAUUAAGUCUGAAGACUCCAACGAGUGUUGCGGUGGCGAGUACGGGGUCAAUUGUAACGAGAAAUAAUUAUAACCCUCGUUAAUAAGACAGUGAGAAAAAUCUGUAAGAGUUUUGCAAAACCUUGGUUCUAAGAUAUUAGAAUUCUAAUGAGCCUAUUUGUGCGGAGAACGGCUGCAAUCUUUGUUAAUAUUGUUACAAAUGGCCGGAAGUUUCCCCUUGAUAAAGAUACGUAAUAAACGUCGCGGUAAUCCGUAGACGAAGGUAGAGUUUAAUUAAUUAAGAAAAAUUUCAUUAACGGAAUGAAGAACGUCGGCGUAAUGGGACAAUAUUAUGCUGCAAGUUCGAGAAACCGAUCACGAAUAAUAACGAUCGUUUUUGACAGAAUACUCAUCGCCGUUUUAAGGUGCGUGCUGAUCGAUUGACCUCGGCGAGACGAAGGGAAACUUAAUUGCACGACGGAAACCGCCUUAAUCGAUCAGCAACGUACGCCUCGGUCGCCUAAGCUCAAGACUUAGCUCUAGUGUGUAUGCAUUUUGUCAGUGCAUAUGUGAUGUAUGGCGAAUAAACUUUUAUAAACCAUUGCA
Messenger RNA from Vollenhovia emeryi, 2866 nucleotides. RefSeq lists its product as uncharacterized. Lineage: Eukaryota; Metazoa; Arthropoda; Insecta; Hymenoptera; Formicidae. The transcript has 8 exons. Bases 159 to 1802 code for a protein of 547 amino acids. The record is from RefSeq and is a predicted model, not a curated record.